GCCCCAUCCGCUCUCCAGUAUAGAAGUUUCCUCACGUCCGCAUCCGCUCUCAGUGAGGGACAUCAUGGCGGCGCUGGGUAGACUCUCUGGUAUUCUUGGCCGUUCCGUGGCAAGCCGUGGACGCCUGUAUUCCGCGGCAGCUCAUGCGGAACAUGGGGAUGCAGCUCGCACAUGGAAGAUCCUGACGUUCGUGGUGGCGCUGCCUGGUGUGGCUGUGUGCAUGCUGAACGCCUACCUGAAGGCGCAGCACCAUGAGCCCCCGCCUGAGUUUGUACCAUACGAGCACCUACGGAUCCGGACCAAGAAAUUCCCUUGGGGUGAUGGCGUGAAGAGCCUUUUCCACAACGCUCAUGUGAACCCUCUCCCCACUGGUUAUGAAGAGUCUCAUGAUCAUGAGCAUUAAUCUUUGGACACCUUAUUAUCCGGACCAGUGUGUUAUGGGCCCACAUUAUAUGUAGGGAUCAAGCUAUUCUAUUUAAUGCUGUACAUGCCCCCAACCUUCUACAGCUGGAGUAGUAGGUUGUCUAAAUAAAGUUUUUAUUGACCUA
This is a messenger RNA of Hyla sarda, 548 nucleotides long. RefSeq names its product cytochrome c oxidase subunit 6A, mitochondrial. Gene Ontology annotation, biological process: mitochondrial electron transport, cytochrome c to oxygen. The coding region runs from base 65 to 403 and encodes 112 amino acids. Gene Ontology annotation, molecular function: enzyme regulator activity. The record is from RefSeq and is a predicted model, not a curated record. Gene Ontology annotation, cellular component: mitochondrial inner membrane. The transcript has 3 exons. NCBI's taxonomy places the organism in Eukaryota, Metazoa, Chordata, Amphibia, Anura, Hylidae.